AUGCAUACGCUUAGAACAAGCUUACUGUUAUGUAUGUUAAUUUAUAUUAAUUAUGCAGGAUCUGAAGCACUGAGCUUAUUGAAUCAAAUGAAACCAAAAUUCAAGGAGGAAUCAGAUCUAGGCACAGAAGACUUAAUAUAUAAGAAAGUCACUGAAUAAUUAAAACAAUAACAGCCUCAUUUCGAUACUGAUGAAGAAGAAACAAAGAAUGAAGUCUCCUUUAGAGAAUUUUAUAAAAAUGUACGAUCAGGUAAACAUGAGUUAGUUGAUGAUGAAGAAAUCAAUAUUAUAGAACCAGAACAUAAGGAAAUUCAAAUUCAAUCCUACUUAUAAGAAUUGAGUGAUGGACUCGAACCAUAAACCGAAACUAUUGCAGAAACUGAAAUUUAGACUGAUCCUGAAAAGUUAGGAAAGUUUAAAAAGUACUUUAUUAAAGAGGAUGAAAAUAAACAAUAAGUGAACAUAGAAACCAACAUUGAAAAUAGUAAUCCUAUUGAAAAGAAAAUGACAUUGAGAGAGAAAUUAGAAAUGAAAAAAAAAUAGGCUUAAUAACCCCCAGUUUUAGCUGCAAUCUAGAUUAAAUAAGAAGUAGAUAAUCAAGAAUAAGUUGCUGAUUAGAAUGUUGGCAAAACAACAUUAAUCAAAAAGAUAGAAGAAUUCAAAAAAAUGAAAUAGUCUAAGGAUACAAAAGAAACUUAAUAAGAAACUUAAUAAGAAAAUCAAUAAGAACAGACAAUCAAAUCAGUACCUGAGAAUCCUUUGAGAAAACUCUUAAAUAAAAAGGCAGAGGAGAGGAAAGAAUAAGAACUCAAUUAAUAAAUUGAAUAGAAUAAAUUAUAAAUAUAGACACAAGAAGCUGAAAUAGAAUUAAAAUAAAUAGAUGCAGAAGAUAUACCAUUCGACCAAAAUACUGAUAAUGAGUAAAAUAUAGAUAAUCAAUCAGAACAAAAGGAAUCUUCCGAAAAUAAUGAUGAAACCAUAAAUUAAUAAGAAUAAGAUAAUGAUGAUACCCUAAAUUAAUAAGAACAAUAUAAUGAUGAUACAAUAUAUUAAUAAGAUUAAGAUAAUGUUGAAUCUCAAUAAGAAAAUAAAAUUUAAGAUGAAAACGAUAAUGAUGCAAGUAUUUAAUAACAAUAAUAAAUCGAAUCUGAUAUAAAUCCAAAUAUUGAUCCUGAAAUUUAAGAAGAUUAAACUAUAAUUGAUGAUGAAUCAUAAAGAUUUUAAUAGGAUUCAGAAGGUAUUACUAACACAGAUUACGAUCAGCAACAAUAACAUAUAGCUAAUGAAAAAUAAAUUAAUUCCAAUGAAGAUUAAUCAUAAGUUAUUACAAGCGAAAAUUAUGAAUAAGAAAUUGUUAAUAAUAAUGAUCAAGACCAAUAGAUGGUUAAUGAUAAUGAUUAUGAAAUAGUUAAUAAUAAUGAUCAUAAAGUAUCAAAUAAUUUUGAUUAAAAUAUAGAUAAUAAUAAUGACUAAGAAAUAGUAAACAAUAAUGAUUAAGAGCAGUAGUAGUAUAAUAAUGAUUAAGAGCAGUAGUAUAGUAAUGAUUAAGACUAUUAGAAUAAUGACUUAACCAAUUAAGAAAUUCAAUAAGAGAAUUAAGAAUUUGAAGCAUAGGAAUAAUAAUAAUCUUAAUAUAAAUUAUAAUAAUAAGAAAUAUAAACUGAUAAUUAAUAAUAAAAUAUAAAUGAUGAUGACUAUAACUAAGAUUAAUAAUAAAAUUAAAAUGUUGAUGAUUAUAAUUAUGAGGAAUAAUAGAAUAUGGAUUAAGAUUAAAAUUUAGAAAAUUAGCAAGAAUCAUCAAAUAUUAAUACUUCUAAAUAAGGAGAAAAUAAUGAUAUAAUAAAUGAAGAGAAAGUUGAAAAUACAUUGUCAGAAGGUUUUGUGAUGGAAAAUAAUGUUGAAAAUUCAGAUUAUCUUGAGGAUGUACAAGACGCUGAAAUAAUACAAAAGAAGAGAGAAGUAGAGGAAAUGAUUGAGGAAGAAGAAAGAAUUAAAUAAAAAUUAGAAUUAAAAGAAUUAGAUGAUGAGAAAAAACUCAAUGAAUUAGAAGAAUAAGAGAAACUAUUGAUUAAUGAAAAAGAAUAAGAAUAGAAGGAAAUUGAAGAAGUUUAAAAAUAAAUUGAUUAAGAUUAUAGUUAAUUAAAAGAUAUUGAAAAAGGAGGGAAGAAAUAAUAAGAUUAUUAAGAAAAUGAAUUAAAAUAAGAAGAUAAUUAAGAGGUAGAACCUUUGUAGGAGGCAUUACAAGAAGAUUUAAAUAUUUCGACAGAUAUUCCCUUAGAAAAUCAAAAAGAUUAAUAAAAAACUCAAAAUCAAUUAGAAUAGAAUACUAAAUAAGAAGAGAAAGUUGAACCCUUAGAAAGUAAACCAGUAGAUGGUAGCAUUUAAUUAUAAGAUGAAACUCUAGAAAAUGGAUUUAAUAUUGAUGAAUAUCAAAGAUUACAACAUUAAAGUGAAGAUAAAUCCGAAUAGGAUACUACUAAUUAUUCAUAAAGUAGUGAAUUAUAUCAUAAAAAUGAGUACAUCACUUAAAUUAAAAAUGAUCAACAAGAUUAAGUAAUAUAAUAAUCAGAGCCAACAUUAUCAAUAGAUAAAUAAACAAAUUUCAAGGAUCAAGAUGUUUAAUACUAACCAAAGAUCUAAAUAACCUAGGAAAUAUCAACAGGUGAUAACUAAGAUCUUACAUAAAGCAAUUAAGAAUAAGAAGGGCUUAAUACUACAAAAGAUAACUAAUUAAUAGAAGAAAAGAAUCCUAAUUCAGAUUAAUAAGAAAAUACUUAUUUGGAUAAUCAAAUAGAAAGCACAAAUGGGAGUGACAUAUCUAACGAAUCUACUAGUUUAGAAUCAAAAAUAGACGUUUCCAAUGAAACCCAUAAUCUUUCAGAAAAUUAAUAAGAUUAGUAAUCACUCUAAUAAUAAGAGAAUUAAAUUUAAGAUGAUGAUACUCCUAGUCUGAUUCCUGUAGAUGAAUCAGAAAAUUUAAACCCAUCAUAUAAAUUUGAUCUCAAACUUGAUAAUGAAGAGAACGAAAUAGUUUAACUUGAUGAUUCUAAUUCUUUUGUUGAUGAUGAAAUAAAAAAUGCUGCAUAAGAAUAAUAAAUCGACCCAACUAAUACUUAAUUAUUACCAAACCCUGAUUUAUUAGCUUAAAACCAAUUUCAGGAUACUUCAAAUGUACUUUCAGCCAAUAAACUUCAUUCAAAUUCAUAAAUAUAAUAAUCUAUGCAAAUUGAUUAUAAAAUUAAAAUUGAAAAUAUUGAUGUAGAUAUAAAAGAAGAAUAAUAAAUUUAAGAGAAUAUUUUAAUCAAUCAAAAUAGAUAGUAAGCCAGUUUCUUACAAGUAGAAAAAACUGAUAUUGAUUAAAAAGAAAAUCAAUUUGAAAUAUUAAUUUCUUAAAAGAAAGAGUAAGGGUCAGAGGAAAAAAAGAAAAAAAGAAGAAAAUAAAAAAGAAGGAAGCAAAAAUAAAGAAAGUUAUAGGAGGAAUAAUUUUAGUAGAUCUUAUAAUAAAAAUAAUAAUAAGAAAUCUUAAAAUAAUAAUAAUAGUUAAUUGAAUUACAAAAUUAAUAAUUAUUGAAUAAAUAAAAGUAUAAGAUGGCCACAAAACAAAACAAUUAAGUUAUCAUAGAAAGCAAACCAAUUAAAAGAGAUAACUUUAUUCAUUUAUAAAAGCAAUAAUCAUAAAUUUAACUAAUAAAUUAAUAAAUAGAUACUGAAUUUUCCUUUUAACAGAUUAUUUCAAAAGUAGAAAAAGAAGAAAGGUAAGGAUAGAAACAACUAAGAAGUAAUACCAAACAUGUCAAAAAUGCUGAUUUAAAUUUCUUUUAAUUGACUGAAAAAUAAUAACAAAAUAAGAUUUCCUUACAAUCCUAAGAUUUAUUUGAGGCUAUUAAAUAAGAGAUCAAAGAAUGUGAUUUAAAUAAUUACACUAUUAAUUUGUGCUAAUUAUGUUAAAGUGAUGUUGUAUACGAAAUAAAUGAUGAUAAUUGGUACCUUAUUGGAAUUGCAUAUGGAUUAAAGAGACAUUUCUAGAAUCUAUUGAAUACUGUACAAUAUCAUUUCAAGAACUCCAAGAUAUAUACCUCUUUCAAUAAGGAAUAAUAAGUUUGUCUCACUUUAGGAGAUCAAUUUGAAAUUGAAAAUUUAGAGGAUAUCCUUAACUACUAUAAUAAUUAAACUCUCCCUAAGAAUUCAUAAUUUUUGAGGAUACCAUAAAAAAUCAAAGCAAACUUCGCUUAAAUGAAAGUUGAUUUGAAUCAACAUAAAUUUAUGAAUUUUAGUUUGAAUGCAGCAAUCAAAAUUUAAGAAAACUAUAAUGGAUUUACUGUUUCAGAGUAAUAUAUUAAGAUUUCAAAUGAUUUUGAUUACUCUUAAUAAGGUAACAUAUUUUACCCUGGGCAGUCUAUUCCCUAUAAAUUGAUUGUUUAAUCUAAUGGAAUUGAAAAUAUGCAAUUAGAUUUGAAUCCUUAAAUAUAUGAAAAAGUCUUAGAAAGCUUUUUAGCAAAGAAUUACUUGCAAUAGAUUUAAGUUACAUAUAGAGACAACUUAAAUAGCAACUUUGUAGUUGUGGAUAAUGAAGACCUCUUAGAAAUUGAGAUUACAAUAUAAAAAUGA
Molecule: messenger RNA, 4608 nt
Organism: Paramecium tetraurelia
Lineage: Eukaryota; Ciliophora; Oligohymenophorea; Peniculida; Parameciidae
Exons: 5
Source: RefSeq, a predicted model, not a curated record